This is a messenger RNA of Colletotrichum truncatum, 1680 nucleotides long. Its product is annotated as LON peptidase N-terminal domain and RING finger protein 1. Lineage: Eukaryota; Fungi; Ascomycota; Sordariomycetes; Glomerellales; Glomerellaceae. The record is from RefSeq and is a predicted model, not a curated record. Gene Ontology annotation, molecular function: ubiquitin protein ligase activity.
AUGUCCUCCGACCAGCCGCGGGUCGUCGAGAGCAGACCAUCGGCCUUGACGUCUAACCCGGUACAAGAAGCCGAGGACGAGAAGGACCAUGGCACCAUCGAACGUCCCCUACUGGCUGAUCAAGUCCGGGAUGUCAUCCGCUUAAUCCAAUGUCGAAAAUGCUCACGCCCGCUCCGAGAGCCCGUCACACUUCCCUGCGGCCGGAGCCUUUGCAGAGAAUGCCUGCCCGAAACACAUGCACGAGAAAAUAUAUCUUACCCUGCUACGCCAGGUAGACUACAAGGUUUCGAGUGCCCAUAUAAAGAAUGCGGUCGUAACCAUGCGGUGGGCGACUGUGCUGUCGACGUAAUCCUUACUAAGGCCGUCAACAACUUCAAGGCUGAGAUCGAAAAGGCAAAAGUAAUGAACACAGGUGCCGAAAUAUCCACACAUGUGGUGAUCAGGUUUCCUGAUGCUGUCAAGAGCGAUACGGGUGUAGAUGAUGAAACGACAUCAAGGGUCGUCAAAGGAGGCCCACUUGCUGCUGUUUACGCGCUUGCGGAAACAGGUGAACUGGAUUACAACUCCAACGUCACCUUCGCAGAGGUCUCAUCGCUUGGAGACGAGGCAGCGGCCCUUGACACCAGAGUUUUUUCCAAAGUCAAAGAGUCUGUCAGAACGGAAAUGGAUUGCCAGGUCUGUUACGCCUUGUUCUACGAUCCAUUGACAACGGUCUGCGGCCACACUUUCUGUCGCUCUUGUCUUCACCGGGUCCUGGAUCACUCAUCAUACUGUCCGAUCUGCCGAAGGGGGCUGUCAGUUAGUCCCUUGCUCUACCGAGAGUCAUGUCCCUCGAACGAGCAUCUGAAGACUAUUAUCCACACAUUUUGGGCCGACGCUGUUCUCACGAGAGGCGAUGCUUUGGCUGCUGAGGCACUGAAUCGACAUCGCGAAUUCGAUAUUCCGAUAUUUGUUUGCACUUUGUCGUUUCCUAUGAUGCCAACAUUCCUCCACGUCUUCGAGCCGCGGUAUCGACUUAUGAUUCGGCGGGCACUAGAAGGCGACCGAACUUUUGGCAUGGUUCUUCCACAACGGCCCCGGACCGCCAGCGACACACAUUUCAUGGAGCAUGGAACACUGUUACGGAUUGUUAACGCCGAAUACUUCGCAGAUGGUCGAAGUCUUAUCGAGACAACCGGAAUCUCCCGUUUCAAAAUCACGAGGCACGGCAUCUUGGAUGGAUAUCUGGUAGGGAAAAUUGAAAGAAUCGACGACAUUUCCAUCGCGGAGGAGGAAGAGCUAGAGGCAACUGAAACCCAACAAGCUCUUGAAAGAUAUGAGAGCGCCGCUACUCAUCAGAGCGAGGAAUCUACAGCCACGAGACCAACCAUGACUACUUUGGAAGAUCUGUCGAGCAUGCCGACCAGCGAGCUGUUGGCGUUUGGUGUUUCCUUUGUCGAGAGGAUGCGACAACAAAGUGUACCUUGGCUGGCACAACGAAUGUUGGCAAUAUAUGGAGAAUGCCCAAACGACCCUGCCCUCUUUCCUUGGUGGUUUGCCAGUAUUUUGCCAGCUAAAGAGUAUGAAAAGUACAAACUGCUUGGCACAACAAGCGUUAGAGAGAGACUGAAGAUAUGCUGCGGCUGGGUUCUGGAAUGGGAAUCAAGUAGGUGGUCUCUCUCGGACUGCAGGAUCCUCUGA